CAACCGUGGAAGCGGUUCGGGUUCGUAUUUUCACCAAGCUCAAUAUUGUCCAUAAUUACAAUGAAUUAAUACUACCACUCCUCUGUGCUUGUCCAAACAGUCCCGUCAGAAACAUUUUUGUCCUAAAGACGUACCUUAAGAUAUGAUCAGACACUAUUACAACUUCUGCAGUUGCCUAGUUCAUGUCAACCUUUGGAAAGCGAAUCACAUAGUUCAGUUCACACAGCAGCAGAUAUGUCAGAGGCUUUCAAGUACUCUUUGAACAAAGACGAGAGAGAGAGAGAGAGGUGGAAAUAAUGGUGGUUUGCCGGUGAAAAUUUAAUGACCCUUUAGGAUUUACUCACUACUUUGGCCAUUGAGACUUGAGCUUUAUGGGAGAGUAGAGGGUUGGUCAGAAAAAUCCAAAGUUUGCAUAACCGUAGCUUCACACGCGUCCCACCUUCCUCUUUAAUUUCUGCUUUGAUCGAUCGGACUUAAAACAGUCCUUUAAUUACAAGCUUAUCUUCGAAUCUUCUCUUCUUUAUCAUCAUUAUUAUCUUGGCAUUUCUCUCUUUUACACAACAACUUACCUACCUUACUUUCUCGACUUUCCGGCGAGUUAUGGAAGUUUCCGGCGAUGGAAUUUCCACAAUGGCCAUAGUACCCGUCGAGAAUGGGGUGCAGGAUAAGCAUUAUCCUACCCCACUAGCUUCCCAUGAAGACGUUGUCAAAAACCCUACUCUCUUCUGGGACACUCUCCGUAACUUCCAUUCUGUAUUGGGCACCAAAUUUAUGUAUGCCUUUUACCUUUUUUUCCAUUACUUUUGUACAGUUUUUUUUUCAUUCAUGAACUUUUAUUAUAAUAAUCUUUUUUUUGUGCUUUGUAUAUUUGUACUUGAAUUUUCUUCUGUAAUCUUUAAAAGGGUUCCUGUGAUUGGAGGAAAGGAGCUAAAUCUGCAUGCUCUAUACAUAGAGGUUACCAAGAGGGGUGGUUAUGACAAGGUUGUGUCACAGAAGAAAUGGAGGGAAAUUGGUACUGUUUUCAACUUCUCUCCAACGACCACAAGUGCCUCCUAUGCAUUGAGGAAAAACUAUUUUAGUUUGCUUCAUCAUUAUGAACAGGUUUACUUCUUUAAGCUUCAAGGUCCCUUGCUUGACGACACAACAGGUCCUCCUUGUUUCCAAGGUAUAGGAACAAUUGAUGGGAAAAUCGAUUGCGGUUAUUUGGUGUCUGUGAAGUUGGGUUCUGAAGUUCUCAAGGGUGUACUCUACCAUCCAGAUCAUCCGGGCUCUGCCACGUCGAUUGUCCAACCAUGCACCACAAUUGUUCCAUACAAACCACAUCCUCAUCGUUCAGGUCGGAGGAACAGAAGGAGAAGGGGAGGAGACCCUAGCCACCCAAAACCCAAUAGAAGUGGUUACAACUUCUUCUUUGCUGAAAAGCAUUCCGCUCUCAAAUCUCUCUACCCAGAUAGAGAAAGGGAGUUCACCAAGAUGAUUGGAGAGUCUUGGAACAACCUGAGCCAGGAAGAGAGGAUUGUUUAUCAGGAUUAUGGGUUGAAGGACAAAGAAAGAUACCAGAGAGAAAUGAAAGAAUACAAGGAGAGACUCAAGAACGGGCUUGCCUCUUGAAUCGAGCAAGGAUUAUACCGGCACCAAAGAGCAUAAAUACAGGCUUGUGUAUCCAAAAAAUCAAGGUGUAAAUUGUCCUAAAGAAUCUGAAAUGCAUAUGCAACAGGUUCUAUACAUGUUUAUGUUCGUUCUAGUUAUCGAGACAGCUCGCAAAUCUACAGUUUCUUUGUAUCCUGAGUUUAUAAACCAGAUUCUGUAUGUUGGGCAGAAAAGCUUCGUGUUCUACAUUAACAGUCUUGGA
Messenger RNA from Ilex paraguariensis (yerba mate), 1852 nucleotides. Lineage: Eukaryota; Viridiplantae; Streptophyta; Magnoliopsida; Aquifoliales; Aquifoliaceae. The record is from the annotation of a GenBank genome assembly.